AUGGGGAAAAAGAACUCGAGAUUGUUGAAUAGAAUAUAUCAAAAACCAUUGCCGAUUGAUGUUGCUGUGAAAUAUGCUGUUAUUUUGACAAAUCCGUUCUCAUGGCUUGGAUAUGUUUGGAAUUUGCUACGCGUCAAUUUCUGGGAUACAGUAAAUUUCAACAAAAUUGAUGUUGUUUAUGACAAUGGUGUGUUCAAGGUUGUUGAUACUGACUCGAUGGUUAAGUUAUGGAGGGAAGGCUUUUUUGGUAAAGGGAUAUUGUCUAGGUCAGAACCAACUUGGCAUGCUAGAACAGUAGCGCGACUCAAUAUAGUUAAUGAUGGGAAGCAGAAUAAUAUUGCCAUGGAAGAUGUAACAAAAAGUCGAAGGUUUGAAAGAAUUGAGUUUAAAAGACAGAGACAAAGGUUGCAGGAUUUACAAUUGAAACAGAGAAAAGGUUUGAUUACUGAUGAGGAAGUUACUGAAAUGGCAAAGUUGGAUGAACAGUUGGUUGAAUUUAGGAAAAAGGAUUUUAUUAAUGUUGGAGAGACAGAAGUUCAGAUACGAGAUGAAGAUGCUGAUAUUAUUGAUGAUGAAGAAUCUGUUGUUCAAUUGGAGUAUAUGCAAUUGCAAGCUGUCGAAGUGUUUUUCUUGCAAUUUGCAUUCAACAAGACCAGUGUUGAUAGCUUAUCCCUAAAGCAGUUGUUCAUUCGAUGCUGUCAGCAACAUGACUCUUCAAUCAAAGCCAAUAACAAGUUCAUCGUCAACUAUGUUGCAUACCACUAUUUCAGAUCGAAAGGUUGGUGUGUGAGAUCAGGUAUCAAGUUUGGAACUGAUUACUUAUUGUACAAACGAGGACCACCCUUUUCUCAUGCCGAAUUUUGUGUGCUGGUUAUGCAAGAUGAUUAUGAGCAAGGUAUUGGUCCAUAUGAUUGGUUUCAAAUAUGUGCUAAAGCUAGAGUCAUUGGAAGUGUAAAGAAGAAUUUCGUUCAAAUUUAUGUUGAAGCACCACUGCAAGUUGAAUUUGAUAAAAUAUUUACCACUAGUGACAUUGAUGAUGGGUUAAUGUUUAAGCAAUUAUUGAGCAAGUAUAGAGUAUCUGAAGUUUUGUAUAAGAGAUGGAACCCUAGCCGGACUAGAGAUUGA
Molecule: messenger RNA, 1125 nt
Organism: Lodderomyces orthopsilosis Co 90-125
Lineage: Eukaryota; Fungi; Ascomycota; Pichiomycetes; Serinales; Debaryomycetaceae
Gene: SEN2
Product: tRNA splicing endonuclease subunit
Exons: 1
Coding region: 1-1125 (374 amino acids)
Biological process (GO): tRNA splicing, via endonucleolytic cleavage and ligation; tRNA-type intron splice site recognition and cleavage
Cellular component (GO): tRNA-intron endonuclease complex
Molecular function (GO): tRNA-intron lyase activity; nucleic acid binding
Source: RefSeq, a predicted model, not a curated record